GUAAAAGGAAAAUAUUGUUUGUUUUUCGGUGCAUUUUCUGAAGGAAAUCGCGGAGGGCCCGGCGGCCAGAAGCAGAAAGGGUUUGUUCGAUGGACAGCACGUCCAUUAUAACGCAGGUCAGCAAAGAGGAUGAGAUUAUUUCAUCGUCCCAGGAAAAAGUUUCUCAGAGCAGCCUCAGCUUGAAGAAACAGAGGAGUCGAAGCUUUUUCAACUCGUUCCUAUGUUGCUUUCGUGACUACAAUGUGGAGUCGACGACCAGCAACAGCAACAGCAAUGCUCAGAUCCCGACGGUGGAGGAGAAUGGGUCGAUCGCUAAGUCUGACCAGGUACAGGUCAUCCCCAGUCCCAGUCCUCCAGCCAAAUACCUCUUACCAGAGAUGAGAGUAUCUGAUGUUGGAAAGAAAUGUGUAGUCAUCGACUUAGAUGAAACCUUAGUACAUAGUUCCUUUAAGCCUAUUAACAAUGCUGAUUUCAUUGUUCCUGUUGAGAUAGAUGGGACUGUUCACCAGGUUUAUGUAUUGAAAAGGCCGCAUGUCGACCUAUUUCUGCAAAAGAUGGGGCAACUCUUUGAAUGUGUUCUCUUUACAGCCAGUUUAGCCAAGUAUGCAGAUCCUGUGGCAGACUUGCUGGAUCGCUGGGGCGUGUUCAGGGCCAGGCUGUUCAGAGAAUCAUGCGUUUUCCACAGAGGAAACUACGUGAAAGAUCUCAGUCGGCUAGGGAGGGACUUGAGCAAGGUCAUUAUAGUGGAUAACUCACCGGCAUCCUACAUCUUCCAUCCAGAAAACGCAGUGCCUGUGCAGUCCUGGUUCGACGACAUGUCGGACACAGAGUUGUUUGAUCUGAUUCCAUUCUUUGAAGGACUGAGUAAAGAAGAGGAUGUUUACAGUAUGCUGCAGAAUCUCCGCGGCAGGUAGCGAUUGUGCUCCGGGCGUGUCCUUGCGGCAGAUUCUUUACUUUGUUCUUGCCCAAUUUUUAUUUCGCCCAUCCAUAGCCCUGACACAACAUCCCCCACACCCCCUUCGCAGCGUAGCAUUUUUUUUGUAAAAGGAAAGGAACACCUCCUUCAGUUUCCCCUGCCUCACGCACCUGUGUUUGGAUCGGAACUGCAACUUUUGGAGGAGGAGCAGGAGGAAAAUAUCUUCAGAACAAGAAGCACUUCAGCGGCCCUGCCGUUAACUCACUAUGGACAUAGUGAUUGACGUCCAUUGAGCUUCUCGAAGCCUGAUGUCGGGAAGUCGCAGAUGACCAGACUUCGUUUGAAAAGGAAGAACUAUCAGAGAAAACACAUGUUAGAAAACAUAACGGAAAAUCUGCUUUGGACUACAGUUUGAGUAGAAAACUUUUCCUUCUCUCUACCUACCAAAAACAAGUAUUUGGGCAGUUCUGUAAUAUUCUUAAGUAUUUUUUUUCCUCUUUUUUGUUUAUUUUUUGGUUGUUGCUAUGCAGACAGUCACACUGAUCUACAGUAGCUGACCUGAUUCUGUGAUCUCUUUUUUGCAGAAUGAAGUGCCUUUUUGAAGAAAAAAAAAAGUUGAUAAUUUUAGAUGAGAAAAAAGCAAAGUUACUUUUUUUGUACACCGCAUAUUCCAGAGAUCUUUUAUCUUUUAAUGACUGUAUGUUUUAAAACAAAAAAAAACAAAAAUUAAUCUUUAUGAGCACUGUUAUUUAUGCUGAACACGUUGAAUUAUAAGUGCUGGGUACAAGUCUCCAGAGUCAUUAAACUUUUAAAUUUUAUACCAAUUGGCUUAAAUAUAGUUCAUGGACACCAAAUUAUGAUUUUUUAAAAAUUACUAUUUUAAAUAUAGGGAUGGUUUAGGGUUACUGAUGUCACACUUAUAAGCAGCCAUUGCAGUAUGACUUGAUAAGGGACAGAUCAGAAGCUGGAAUCAUUACCAGAGUUACCAAGUACUCGGGUAAUGUCAUGGUGCUGCCAGAUACUGUGAUGAAUAGUUUUUUCCUUUUCUCCCCAACCUCCAUGCCAUCUUGUUCCCUCCUUCCUCUCCUUUUUUUAACCUAAAUAGAGUGCCAGGAAGGUUUGCCAAAACUCGAUGCUUCCAUAUCUGUAGCUGGAAUGCUGGCUUAUCUAAACUCCUCUACUUCAAUUUCCACACAACUCAACACUGCAACAAGCCGAGGGGAGGGAGGGGGUCAGCCUUGCCUUGGAUUUCGCUGAGAGGCUGGCAUCAGAGUGCUCUGUGCCUUGAGGGUUGUCUGACGACGUUCUCUGCAGGCAUCGGUGGUGUGUGCAGUGAAGGGAAGCGGGCACAGAGACAGAUGGUGGUGGAGUGGUUGGAGGGCAAGAAAUUAUCGCAAGCGAGGUGUAUUGUAGAGUGGGAAUUUUGGGGCUUUUAAAAUGCAAUCUUUGCAAAUAACCUUACUGUUAUUCUCUGUUUAUUUCAAACAUUAACUGCUCUCUCCGUGAAGCAAUGACAAUCCAAAGCAAAAGGCUUUGGAUAAUGCCUUGGAUUUAUAUUGUGAUCCUGUCUGUCCAUAUUUAUGUUACCUCAAACGCUCUGUCUGAUUCUGAACCUUAUUAAGUGGCUUCCUUUCUCUCACUGUCUUUCGCUGGAUUUUGGGGCUCUCGUCUGAAAACUGGGUGUCUCAUUUCACCACCUGUGAGUAUUGAAGCAACAUCUGAAUUUUCAGAAGACAAUUUUUAUUUUUCCCUUCGUUCUUACCUCCCCCUUUUCCCCCUUCUUCCUUCCCUUCUACCUAGACCAACUAUGAUUUCCAUUUAAAGGUUGCUCGCUUGUGGCAGGUCAGUGUUACUGACUUAUGAACCUAUUGUCGUCUUGAGAAACAAGAAUAUCUUGCUGGAUUUUCACAGCGGGGAACAGUGGAAUCUCCUCAAUCUCUUAGUCUCCAAUGAGUGUUGAUCAUGUGUCGGUGUGUGCGCACAUACACACAAUAGUCAAUCUACAAAUUGUGCUGUUGAUCGUGGCAAGCCUGUAAAUGUGAAUUCUAUCAUUAGGGACAGUUGGUGUUAGCACAGAAGUGAACUGUUAGUCAGGAGCUAAGCAUAUCUUUCACAGCCAAGUCACUAACAAAAGUACUCAACAGUUCAGGCAGUAUCUGUGAAGAGAAACACAGAGUUAAUGUUUCAGGUUGAUGAGCCUUCUUGAGAACUAACUCUGUUUAUGAGGCCAUUGCUUGAAGGUCCUUUUUUUGUCCUCGGCAUUUGCUUGUUUCCCAAUGAUAGUUAUCCUGCUAUCGUUCUUAACAAAAGCAAAAAUACCCGGAAAAACUCAGCAGGUCUGGCAGCAUCUGCGGAGACGGACACAAUUAACGUUUCGAGCCUGAAUGACCCUUCAACAGAACUAAGUAAAAGUAGAAGAGAGGUGAAAUAUAAGAUGGUUUCAUUCUUGUUGGUUAAGCAUGAAGGUGGCAACUCUGUUUUAGCGAAUUUAUCUGUUGAGCAGACAGUCAGUAAUGCUGAGGGAGAAGCGGGGUGGAAACAUAAUCAGAUUUACCACCCGGUGACUCUGUCUGGAUAUGGGCAGGAGGGAGGACACGAUAGGGUCGGGUGGUUAUGCCAGUGUAAGCUGGGCACAGUGCUCACUGUCUGGGGUGAGUAAGCAGAAUAUUGUGGAAUAGCAGCUGGUACUUUAAUGAUUGGGGAAGGGGAGAGGGUUGAAAGCAACAAAUGCAGCAUUGUGGGCUGUGGAGUAAACAUGUCAGUCAGUUCUACAUUCCCACUGGGUGAUACCAUUGAAGCAGCUUAUAUAUGAAACUUAUUGCAUGCACUCCUUCCUUUAUACAAUUAUUUUAGUAAGACUGUAUUAGGAAUAGAGUCAGCUUUGCACUGUUUGCCAGGUGCUGUUUCUUUAGUGAGUGAAAUUCUUGAAUCAGCCUCUUUUAAUGGCAGAUUUUAUUUAUGUAGCAGUUAAGUGGAAUCUGUAUUCUUGUUAUUGGCAGUAACUUUGAGUUUUGAUGGUAAAAGACGAGCUAAUACAAUAGGUGAAAGGAUAGUCUGUUCGUUUUCAUUUGGUAAGUGCCCACAGCACCAAGUCCUGUCCCAAAUGGAAAUCUGACUACGGUUGCCCAGGCAGGGUGAAUGGUUGAUGCUGGCGAGUGUUGCUGCAAGGUGCAGUGUUUGAGACAAAAUGAGAAGAAGCCUCAACUUGCGCCCAGCCCUUGCAUUAUAGAAAUAAAUUCACCUCGCUGGGUAGGAAAUGUUCCAGUUGACAUGCUCCCUCAACACAUGCAAAUUCCUUAAAGACCUUUCUCUGUGUUCUUCUCAUUGCUCGCUAUUGCUGGGGCAACAGAUCUGUUUCCCUACAGAUAGCUUAGUACAACAAAGAUUUUAUAGAUCAUACAGCAAAGAAGGAGUCCAUUCAGCUUCUCAUACGAGUGCUGGCUGUUCAACAGAGUUAUUUACUUAGUCCUGCCCCCUGCUGUUCCUCAUCCCCUGUUAAUUUCCCCUUUCAAUUUAUUUAUCUAAUUCCCUUUUGAAAGUUAUUAUUGAAUCUGCUUCCACCACCCUUUCAGGCAGUGCAUAAGAAUUCACUAUUAAAAAAAAUUCUCAUCUCCCUUCUGAUGUCUUUUUGUCAAUUACUGCAAACCUGUGUCCUCUGGUUACCAUGUUGGAUCUUGGCAGUGGGAACAGUUCCCCCUCCCGAUGCACUCAUCAAAACCGUGUUCAUUUUUAAAUCAUAAACUUCUCCAUAUGCUAGAGUUUUCAGUAAGCUUUUUAUUGUUUGUACAUCUGUCGAGUUUGGAGGCUGAUUUCCAUGCCCCUGCUUCCCCCCUACCCAAUCUGCCAUUUUAUAGUGGGCAAGAUCAGAGCAUGAACAGUUGAAUCAGUUUGCAUGGCGUUUCUCUGAUGCUUUAGCAGUGUGUUCUCCUCCUAUUAUUUUAAACUGGUUAACAUCUUCAGCGAAAGGGAAUUCUGAAGAAUGACAUCAAACUUGUCAAAAGUUUCUUCACCCAAACUUGAUGUUGGCUGUAAUGCCCUCUAUAGUGGAAUAGCUUGCUGGUCAACACUGUUGAUGGUCACGUCCUUUUGGUUGGCAUACUGAUGAGGCACCUGGUUACUUGUACAACUCCGGCCCAGCAGACACAUCCAGUGAGAGAGUAACAAGGAGAAUUAAAUAUCUGAGUAAAAUAAAUAUAUUAGAGAGCAGAAUAGCUAGUUGAAGAGAGAGACUAGAAGUAAACCAUAAAGGGCAGAGGUAGGUUGCUGAAUAGCUGAACCAUGGCUGACGAAAGUUGGUUAGAGCUUUGCUGUAUUUGGAUAUUGAGUGGGGUGAAAGCCAGUUUCAGUCUGCAGCACUGAGUAACCCAACAUAGCUUUUGGUAACUGGUGUGGACAGGUGAGUACUGUUCCAGGCAAGGUGCAUGCCUAUUAGGGACAAAUAACCGAACAAAUCAAACAAAAAAAUCCAAACUUCCUUUAUUUAGCCAGUGUGAAUGCAGUCUGCAUUAUCCAUUUUUUCUUAAGUGUCACAAGGGGAUUAACACUCAUGGACUUGUCUGUUAUUUAUCUAGGAAUAUUGACUGUGAAACUACCCUUGCAAUAAUGAACCUGCCGGUCCUGUAAGUCAGCAGUAGUCAUGGUUUUUUAUAUACUUUGUUUGUUUGGUCUCAUUUCUGUUUCAGCAGAUGCUGCUAAAUUACAGUAUUACCCAUUGGAAGCUUGACCCAAGGCUGUUUCUACCUGUUCCUCACGACUUUGUGCCUACAUUUUAAAAACAUGUUAAUAUAAAAGCAAAAUACUGCGGAUGCUGGAAAUCUGAAACAAAAGCAGAAAAUGCUAGAAAAGCUCAGCAGGUCUGACAGCAAUUUUGGAGAAAGGAACAGAGUUGACCUUUCGAGUCCGUAUGACUCUUCUGAAGGGUCAAAAUGUCAAUUCUUUCUCUUCUGAAGAAGAGUCAUACAAACUAGAAACGUCAACUCUGUUUUUCUAUCCACAGAUGCUGUCAGACCUGCUGAGUUUUUCCAGCAUUUUCUGUUUUUGUUUGAAAAACAUGUUAACUGUUUUGCUGCACAUCCUUUUGGGCGCAAUCAUUUCUGAGGAGAGGGCGGGUACUGCAAAAUUGCUCUCCUUUUAAAAAAAAAAAAUUUUCUUGUAUGUACUUCAAAAUGUUCCAUGUUAAGGAAUCGGCAUAGUGUCCUUUUCUUUAGAAAGGUAUUACCCAAAAGGCUAUUUUUUCCCCCCAGUUGCAAAUAUUUCUUCUUGUUCCAAAACAGAGUGUUGAGAGUACUGUAACUUCAUGACAUGUUAAUGUUACCGGAGUACAUGUUAUUUUAUCCUCUCGAGCACCUACCCCUACAUCACAAGUAGUGAGAAUGAGAAUUGAAAUAGCUUAUUCUUCCUUAACACUUGCAGUAUAUGCUAAGCUUCAAACACUUUCGUGUUAAUCGAGCUUUUAGCAUUAUGGAAUGGUAACGUCUAGAACGCUCUAUAUGGUUUGAUUUCAUUUCCUUUUAUUUGUUUAAGCGGUAACUCGCUCUCGUUAAAGAAACUAAACUUUGUUUCAAAUUCUUUUUACCUCUGUGACUUACUAGUAUGUAGUAUUGCAAUCAACACAAACCUACUAACAUUUCUCAUGCUGCUGUAUGUGUGGCACUGUGUGGGAGAGAGAGUGCGAGCAUGCCUGGGUGAUCUUAAGGGACUACAAAAACCAAAAAACCAACCAAAACUGUCAUUGGUAUUCUUUCCCCUCUGAAGCAUCAAUACUAUGAUGGUAAUUAAAGGUCAAGAUAUACUAUGAUGUUGGUUGGUUUGAGAGAAGUGGGAGGGGGCUGGAUGAUGGAGAUGGGAGUACUAGUCCAUAGUACACUGAGUGUGUGUGUGUGUGUGUGUUUGUAACGUGCUAUGUAUUUAUCCCAUGAAUCAAUGUAUGAGGCACAUAUUCAGCCUAGUUAACUAGACAUUACCUUUUUUUUAAAGAGUGUAGAUUAUGUACUACAACUCCUUUUAAUGUAAUCGUGUUCAGUUCAAACCAAUGGUUUGUUAGUCUUUCCAUUUUUCUUUUUAAAAAAAACUUGGUGAACAAAUGAACCACAUGCCUUAAAAUCCAGUUAAUGAAUGUUCAACACAAUUUUUGUUCUCACACAAGUUGUAUAAACUCUGUACGGUGAUAUAAACUAACCAUUUGUUUGCUUGAAGAGCAGAAGAUUGUGCGGGAAACACAGUCCUGGACAGCUGUUCCAAACACAGAAUUGAGCAUUCCGUCAAUCUUUAAUCCUGUAAAACUCUCGACUGUUCUAAUACCGGUGUUUGUACAUGGUCUGUUCUGUGCCUCUGAUUCCAAAGGUGCUCCAAAGGAUGUUUGCCUUUUAAAUGGUUGCUUGGGGAGGGUUGGAGGUGGGGAAGGAGUGGGAAAGGAAAUGUAGCAAUGGAAGCUAUGCAAAACAAGCUGUCAAGGCCAGGGAGUGUUGGUUCUUCCCUCAUCGCAUCCCUCAACACCUUUCAGUUGUCGUAUUAUUUCCCUGCUUACUCCUAAUUGUAUAAAAGAACACCGGAGAGGGAGGGGAGAGAGUGGGGUGGGAGGUGACAUGCUUGUUUUUCAUAGUUUUAAUGUGGUUCCAGAGUUGGUGACACUUUUCCACUUUGAUUAGCAAUACUUGAGAAACACUAUAAAGUUUAAGAGGGAAAGAAACAGAAAUGGUUGUUACUGUCAGUUACUGAAUAAUCUGUUUCUUUACUUUCACCAAUAAAAUAAACUUUUAAACAACUGUCGUACAGCAAGUAUUUUUCUACCGUGCAGCAGUCAUUCCUGGCACAGCAAAGCCAGGGAGCUAUGUUGCCAUUUUGCCACUAUUCACCAGUGUAACUGAAGGUAUAGUGGUGUUUGAUGUUGAAGCUUUCUUGAAAUUUGAGUUUGUCUUAAUGAGCAAAUCUAUUAAAAGCCAGCCUGCUUUCUACUUCAAAAGCCUAGGACUUCAAAGGGUCUUUUUUUUCCCCCCUGUUAAAUGGCAGUUGUUAUGCAGACAGGUCCACAAGUGCUGCCAGGCACUGAUUCAAUGGCUGGUGAAUUCCUGAGGCCUGAUAUCAGUCUUGGAAAGUAGGCAACUCUCAGAAUGUUUACAACACUAGGUGCCAUUUGACUCAUCAGGUCUAUGCUGGCUCUCUGAAGGGGCAAUUCACAUAGUGCCACUCCCUCACCUUGUAGCCCUUCACAUUCUUCCUUUUCAGAUAGUAAUCCAAUUCCCUCUUGAAUGCUUGGAUUGAACGUGCCUCCACCACAGUGUCUGGCUGUGCGUCCCAGAUUGAUUAAGGACCUCUUGUAUUAGAGGUAAAAGAACUCUGAAACUAAACCAUGACAGGGCACACAAACUGGGAAAAUAUCCAAUAGGAGAAACUGAAAAAAGACUCCCACCAGUUCCCUGACAUGUAAGAUAGGCAUGGGAGUCAGAUAGAAGCAAAAUAAUUCUGGUGUCUCACUCCCAGCUGGAGUGACUGCAUGUAAACAUUGGGUGGAAAUUAGAUUUGGCAAUGAUGUGCCUGCUAUCAAAUAGGCAUGCAAAUAACUACAGUUAAUUACUUUUCAUAAACUAUUGUCUUAAUCUCAAAGCCACCAUAUGAUCAAGGAAAAGUUAAGUUGUGCUUCAUAAUGAAAAUGUGGAAAUCAUAACCACACACUAUUAGCCAUACAUCAGCACAGACUAGGAUCUUUGUUCUGUCGAAGGGUCAUGAGGUCUCGAAAUGUCAACUCUUUUCUUCUCCACCGAUACUGCCAGACCUGCUGAGUUUUUCCAGGUAAUUCUAUUUUUGUCUAGGAUCUUCCCUGCUUUUAGAUGAUGCAGUAUGUUAAUUCUUUAAUCAAUGGUGAGCUCGAAGUUAAUACACUCUGAGAAAUGAGCCUAACUCUUGGCUUGAAAAUGGCCCACACUUCUCCACAGUGACUUAGAAUCUAGAAGAUUAAUAGAAUCAUAUAGCAGAGAAGAAUGCCAUUCACCCUGUGCCAACUCUUUGAAAGAGCUAUCCAAUGAGUCCCACUCCCCAUUCCCUUUCUCCAUUGCCCUAUAAAUAAUUUCCCUUCAAAUAUUUAACCAGUUCCCUUUUGAAAGUUAUUGUAAAUUUAUUGUCACCUCCCCUCUGGUUCUUUUGCAAAUUAUAUUAAAUCUGUGUCCCCUGAUUACCAACCCUCCUACCAGUAGAAACUUAUUUCUCCUUAUUUACUCAACCAAAGCCCUUCAUGAUGUUUUGAACAUCUUUAUCAAUCCCCCUGAUCAUUUUCAGUCGAAGGGAAACAACCCCAGUUUCUCCAGAUUCCCCAAAUAAGUGAAGUUGAACAUCUGUGGUACCAUUCUGGUAAAUUUCUGCACCCUCUACAAGACCUUGGCAUGCUUCCUAAAGUGUGGCGUUAAGAAUUGAACAUAGUACUCCCAACUGAGGCCUAAUGAGUAAAGAUUGACCAGAAAUUUCUUGCUUUGCACUCUAUAUCUCUAUUUAUAAAAGCAGUGAGCCUUUGUGCUUUGUAGACAAGUUUGAGAGCAGGGCUCAGUGUAUUAAGAGAUUAAUGCUGCAUUCAUUACUUCAUGAAGUAAUGCAUAUUGGUGCUUCAACAUAAUGCUCUGCCCUUGUUUUGUAUUUUCAAUUUGGUGAAAUAUUCUUUUUAAGGAGGAAACCAAGUAGUGAGUGGGAAUUGGAGGAAGAGUGAGGCAAUGUGAUUGCAUGUAUGACUGAAGAAGUGACUAGCCAGAAGUAGGGUUGCCUACCCUCCAGGGCAAUCCUGAAGAUUGAUCGCCAGGACACUGCGAGCAAAACCCAGAAGAAAAAUCACUGGGGCAUUUUAAGAAAGUGUUUUUAAAUAAAAAUUCUUUGAACUCUUAA
This is a messenger RNA of Carcharodon carcharias (great white shark), 9781 nucleotides long. RefSeq names its product CTD (carboxy-terminal domain, RNA polymerase II, polypeptide A) small phosphatase-like a (gene ctdspla). Gene Ontology annotation, molecular function: RNA polymerase II CTD heptapeptide repeat phosphatase activity. The coding region runs from base 90 to 914 and encodes 274 amino acids. NCBI's taxonomy places the organism in Eukaryota, Metazoa, Chordata, Chondrichthyes, Lamniformes, Lamnidae. The record is from RefSeq and is a predicted model, not a curated record. The transcript has 8 exons.